UGAAGUUUUUUCCAUUUUUGUAUAAAUUUAUUGCAAAAAUUUGCAAAACGGAGUUUUCCUAAGUUAGCUAGUGAAAGCAAUUGCAACGCUAUAGUGUGUGCAGAUGAAAACCGCAAGUUAUUGAAGUUUUAAAUCGAAUUAGUGUAUUCAACUAACCGGCCAAAGUUUUGCAUUCUGCCCCGUGAAAAGUUUUUCCCAACCCAUAACCAAUGAAAAUGUGGCAUGAGGCACGCAAGCAAGAGAAAAAGAUCCGGGGCAUGCUGGUGGACUACCGGAAGCGGGCCGAGCGGCGACAGGAUUUUUACGAGCGAAUAAAAGCUGACCCGACGCAGUUCCUGCAAGUUCACGGUCGCAAAUGCAAGAUCCACCUGGACCCGAGCGUGGCGGCAGCUGCAGACAACCCAGCCAUCAUGAUGCCAUGGCAAGGUCACAAGGACAACCUGAUUGAUCGGUUCGAUGUGCGGGCUCAUCUGGACUAUAUUCCGAUGAUACCCAGCAAACCUGAGCAGCCGGCCGAGGAUGAUGUACUGGACGUUGAAGAACGAGCUAUGAACUACGAGCGGUAUCGCGUUCUUGCACAGAACGAGUUCCUCGGCAUCAGCGAGGAAAAGUUUCUGCAUCAGCUUUUCCUGGAGGAGCAGUUCGGUGUGAAUGCACAGGUUGAAGCCGAACAGAAAGCAUCCUCAUCGAAAAAGAAAGCCGGCGGUGGAGUAGCGAUUGGUUACACAUACGAAGAAACGGAACCAACCGGCGUGGUUCCGUUUACACAAACCAUCACGGCAAUCGAACAGUCUGCGGCCGCGAACAAGUACGAUGAGUGCAUGAAGAGUGACUCGGACUCGGAUUUGGACAUGGAUGUGUCCAUCGACAUCAAUAAGGUGGGAAAUGCCCAGGCCCAUGAGAUGAACGCUUGUGGGCGGCAUUACGGAAUGAAGAGCAACGAUUUCUACUCCUACUUGACGAAGGAUGCGGAUGAAGCGGAAGCAAUCCGCAUGGCUCGUGAAGAAGAACAAGAGAAGAUAAUGUUUAGUGGAAGAAAAAGUAGGCGUGAACGAAGGGCGCAAAGAGAACGGAAGUUUGCUGGCAGACCAACUAGCCCCCCAAGCUAUGCUGCUAAGGAAGAAUUAGUUCCGAGGACUUACGAUGAUCCUAAUGAUAGUUCGAGAUCUCCUUCACCUAUCAAUUCUGGGAAAAUAACCUAUAUUACCUCAUUCGGUGGUGAAGAUGAACUCCAGCCACACUCAAAGAUUUCGAUUAGCUUUAACAAAGACAGUCAAGCCGGGAGCUCGAAAGGCGGUUCAUAUGCGGAGAAAGUAAAGCAAAAUUUAGAGAAGUUGAAGAGCAUGAGUUCUAAGCAGGAAGUACAAAAAAUGCCGGCGCAAUAUCAGCGAAGGUCUCGAAGCUACAGCGAUCGCAGCAGGAGUAGAAGCCGAAGUGGAUCCCGAUCCUGGCGGAGGCGAAGGAGUCGAAGCCGCUCGAAAGGAAAGCGCACCUAUUCGAAGUACAGACGACACUCACGGUCGACUUCACGAUCGUCCAGGUCAAGAUCACACUCAAGAGGCCGACGUGGUGGCCGUCGUUCACCAGAGUACGGAACUCGCCAUAGAAAGGCAAGAUCAUCCUCAUCAUCGUCUCCAGUUCGGAAACCUUCGCGAAAAACUUCCAGUUCGGAUUCUAAUUCCUCUCGUAGUCCCAGUCCAGUUGCGACGAAACCAAAGCGAACAUCACCUCCAUUUUCUCAUAGAAAAGUCACAGUGAAAACAGAAGCGUCUGAAAAAGCUUCCGUUUUUGUCCCCGUCGAGCCGCCAAAGUUAGCUGCACCUUCAACCUCGAUAGAACCGGCCGUUUCGGUCGUAAAAGAAGAAGCAUCUACUAAAGUGCCUAUACUGGUGGAACCGGAACCGGAAGUUCCUAUUCGACGAUAUUACGGUCGGAAACGCGAUGACCAAAGUUCUAGUGACAGUGAAUUGAACACGGACAGUUCCGAAGAUGACGAACCGAAAAAGGCGGGACCAACUGAGCAACAACCACCGCCGGCGAUGGAAUUUUCCACUAUGGCGCCACAAACGCAAUUGGAGAAAUUCGGCGGAAGCUCACAUUCCGGAACGUUCAGCUUCAAGCAGGAAAAGCCGGAAUGCGCUCCGUACGGACCGUCCUCGUCGUCGGCAAGGUUUGGUAAAUCAGCAUCGGUCACUAGCGCCGGUGCUGGCAGCUCAAUCGGCCCACCCGAGUCCAAAAGCGGCGAUGGUGGUUCCGGUGCAGGUGGUGCACCCAAGUCACUUAAUCCUAGAGAUCGGUUAAAACGGAAAAUGCAAAUACUCUUGAAUAAGCAGUUUAAAGCAGACAAAAAGGCAGAAAUCGAAAAGGUAGAACGUCAGAUUCAGCAGCAGCAGGAACGAGAAGAUGAAAUGCGUGAGCUGGCGCUUAAACUAAGGCGCAGGCAACGUGAGCUGCGACACAAGUACGGCACGCCUGAAAGCGAUAAGAGCCCGUCCAAAUCCGCCGACAGUUCAGGGGAGGAGCAUUACAAGGAUACACGUUUGCCACCGGUCAAGGAGCCAUCGCUUCCACCAAAGCCUCCCGCGGCACCACCGGCGACAAGUUCAACCAGUUUCAGUACUAGUGCAGUUAUCGAACGUAAGCCGGUCCUCCGGCGAGUUGCGCAGGUGGAAACCUCGCGGUCUCCUAGUCUCGUUAGGAGCGUACAAAGGCGUUCGCGAAGCCGUAGCCGUUCACGUUCUUCGGCCACCGGUGGACGAAGCAUUGUUGCCUCCAGCAGCGGUCGGCGUUACGACGAUCGUCAUUACAGGAGACGUUCUCCGCCAUCUGCGCCACCUCCAGCACCAACCAGAUCUCGAUAUCGAUCACGCUCUCGUUCGCGGGAUCGUGAUCGUGACAGAGGACGUGAGCGACGCGGGGGAAGCAAAACUUAUCGUGAUUAUGGGCGCGGUGGAAGCAGUCGUUACCAUCGACGAAGAUCGCGCUCGGUGUCCCGGGAACGACGCAGAUCACGCUCGAGAACACGCCGAUCGAGUUCGCGAUCUAGAAGCAACGUAAGUGCCGGUAGUAACCGCAGGGAUAGAUCACCUAAGAUAACGAAAAAGUUGGUUGACUAUUAAUAUAUCCGGUUUCCUAUUGUGUAUGGUUUACGUUAAGAAAAUCAGUGUUUUGCCAUAUUAUAGAGCGCGGUACCUACCUGAGUCUACCGCUUAACUCUUGUUAUAUCAGUAAGUGAUACAUUAUGGGUUGUGCAUGCUAAAAUGUUGGCAAGCAAUAGGAUCAUGGUAAUAAAACCUACAUUUCUCAGGACGAUAUGAAUUUUUGUGGAACAACUCUGCUAAAACGGAAAUAAAGU
This is a messenger RNA of Sabethes cyaneus, 3355 nucleotides long. RefSeq names its product CLK4-associating serine/arginine rich protein. The coding region runs from base 210 to 3119 and encodes 969 amino acids. The record is from RefSeq and is a predicted model, not a curated record. The transcript has 8 exons. Lineage: Eukaryota; Metazoa; Arthropoda; Insecta; Diptera; Culicidae.